AUGUCAGAAUCAGCGUCGUCAAAUCCCGAUUCCGCCACACCUGAAAGCCUCACAGGCUCCACUCAGGACUCCAACGCUGAAGAGCCUGUGACCUUCGAGUCCCUAGGUGUAUGCCCUGAGCUCUGCAAGGCAUGUGACGUCCUACAAUGGAAGCAUCCCUCCAAGAUCCAGGAGGAGACAAUUCCCUAUGCUUUACAAGGAAGGGACCUCAUCGCCCUGGCAGAGACAGGCAGUGGGAAAACCGGAGCGUUCGCUAUUCCUAUAAUCCAGAAGCUUCUCGAUGCGGCUCCUCAUCGGAAACUAACCUGGGCCUGCGUACUCGCCCCCACUCGAGAGCUCUGCGUGCAGACUGGCCAGCAGUUCGAAGGUCUUGGUGCCAGCAUUAACCUCACUACUGCCACCAUCGUUGGUGGUCUCGACAUGGUCACACAGGUGAGGACCAUUGGGCUGAAA
Messenger RNA from Perkinsus marinus ATCC 50983, 453 nucleotides. Its product is annotated as DEAD/DEAH box helicase, putative. The record is from RefSeq and is a predicted model, not a curated record. Gene Ontology annotation, molecular function: nucleic acid binding; ATP binding; RNA helicase activity. NCBI's taxonomy places the organism in Eukaryota, Perkinsozoa, Perkinsida, Perkinsidae. The transcript has 3 exons. The annotation marks the transcript as partial.